CGCGAAGCUUUUUCUUUAAAAACAUUGUCGGACAUAAGGAAGUAGGAAAGCACAGAGGGAUCGAGAGAGGGCAGAGGAACAGGAAACAACACAUCAUUAAACUUUAGCUGCAUUAUAGAAACAUGGAGGUCACUAAAGUAGCCACAGAGUGCAGAGAUACGUACAUUUAUAGCUAAAUAAUCAUGUAAAUAUAUUUCAAUGGAGAGAAACAGCGAGGAAGAGGCAGCUACUGAUGAAGAGGAUGAAGACCAGGCAGCCUGCAGGUCGGAGGAUGGAGAACAGGACGGGACGCCUGCGUGUCAGACAUCCACAGGUGGAGUACCUGACGCUUCUGUGGACACUUUAGCUCUGAGGCUCUGCAGAGAACUCGUGCACCGGGUUCAGGAUUUGAAGUCCGAGAGGGAGACCAGACCAACGGUCUCAAGUGGUGUGAUGUCUGAAAUUCAGGCAGAGAGAGGAGCUCCCUCCGUGUCUCCCUCCAGCCUCGUGGACACGUGUGGUCCCUCCACAUCGAGCCUCUCCUCCUCUUACUUCUCCACCCAUAAUCACCCCGGUGUUUCCUCUUCCUCUUCAUCAUCUUCCUCUGUCUUGUCUUUGACUCCCCUCUUGCCUCCUUCGGUGGAGCUCUCAGCUCUGUUGACUGAUACGAGGCUGACCCUGGAUGUGUACAAGGGAGGAGCAGCUGCCCUGCCUCUGCUUUGGGGGUCUAUCCCGGGGCCGCUGAGGGGCCUCCGGUACCUGAGACUGGGCUCUGAGGAGAAGCCAGGCCUGGAUGAUGCACUGGAUGCCCUGACCCACCUGACAGAGCUGCGUUCACUGGCUGUUCGGGGACACCGUUUUUAUGAUUCCCAGGGUGACCCGCUGCCUGGCCUCCUCACCACUCUGCCCACAUCUGUCUCCCACCUCUCUCACCUGGUGCACCUGGAUCUCUCCUUCAACCAGCUCACCUGUCUGCCACCCUGCCUUCUCAGCUUGCCUGCGCUGUCCUCUUUGCUUCUCUGUCACAACCACCUCUCAGAUUUGCCUCCUGGUGUAGGCCAGCUGUCCUCCCUCACCUACCUUUCCCUCCUGGACAACGAGCUGGUCUCCCUCCCCGUGAGUCUGGGUCAGCUGAAAGCACUACAGACGCUGGAUAUUUCACAUAACCUCCUGCAGCAGCUACCUGAUGAAAUUGGUUCUCUAGAGGACCUUGUUAAGCUGGAACUGUCCCACAACAAGCUGAAGCAGCUACCAGAGAGCAUGGGCUCCCUCCUCACCCUCAGGGAGCUUGUCAUCUCCAGCAAUGGCCUCCGCCUGAUCCCACAUUGUCUGAACAAACUGCCUCUGCUGAAAAUAGAUGUGCGUGACAAUCCUUUGGGAAAAACCCCGACCCCUCCUCCUCUCUCUCCUACACCUGAUCAACAAGAAACGACAAUUCAAGAGUUGCACCUCGGAUUUAACCAACACAGUUUCUGUGUUUCGCCUGCUGGGUGUCAUGUGUUUCUCCCAGGGGGGGCUGAGCUGCUGUUCCCCCCAGGCUGCCUGGGGACAACCACAAGACUGAAGUGGGCUGAGAAAAUGCCAGAUAGGAAGUGGGUGUGGCUGGAGGAGCAUGACAUCUUGCUGAGUCGUCCAUUGGAACUUCGUCCUCAUGGAAUUACAUUUCUGAAGCCUGUGGAGGUGUGUGUGCCAUACCAUCGGACCAAAAGAAGGGAGGUGGUGGUGCAGAGGUUUGACGGACAGUCAUGGAGCACUCUGCCCACGGUCCCGAGGAGAGGCAGCGAGCGUCACAGCAGCCGCCCCGGAGGACGUCCAGCCAGGCUGGCCUGCUGUGCAGUGAGCCAGUUCUCCUGGUUUAUGGCAGUGUCCCGUCCAGUAAAGGACAGUUGCUCCGUUACACCAGCCGGAGCUCUGCUGGUAUCCAGCGCUGACGGUGGAGUGAAGCUCCGCUUCCCCCCAGACUCCACGGUGCAGACCCGCACGGUAACACUCCAGGUGCUGCAGGUGUCUGUGUCAGAGGUACAGGCACUGUGUGGUGAUCCUCAGGCCAGAGUUAGCCCUCUACUCUGCCUCUCACAGAGCCCCAGCAUACAUUUCCUACAGGCUGUCGAAGUUCAGGUUCCUCUGCCAUCAGGAGUCACAGGCCACACAGUGGAUAUGUCCUGUUUGUAUCUGCUACACGGAGACCCAACUGCCCAAACCUGGACUGACAUUACAUCGCAAGUCUCUCUCAAAGUCACCUAUUUGUAUGCCAUUUUCAACAUUACACAUUUCUCCUGGUACUGGCUGUGGUACACCACUCAGCGGUGUGUUAGCGGGGUGGUCAGGAAGGUCUAUCAAAGGCUGAAACAGUUUAAAGUCCAGUUCCUCGUCCUCCAGAGGAAGACUGAUCCUUCACAAGUUAUGCUGCAGUGCUUACCUACUAACAGGGUGGACGGCAGAGUGCAGUCUCUGUCAGAGCAGUAUGAGGGGCCUCAGCCCUCAGACCUGUGUGACCUGCUGGAGGGAGAGCAGUUCUUCGCUGGCUUUGAGAGGGGCUUGGAUAUCAGCACAGAGAGACCAGACUGUGUGGAGGGAAGACUGUGUUUUGUGUUUUACUCCAGCCUGAAGAAUCUGAAGGAGGUGUACAUCUGUCCAGCUCAGGGUCAGAAGGGGCCAGUGAGGGGACAAGUGUCUUUUUACAGAGGAGAGUUUCCCAAUCUGCCAGAGGAAGUGGUGAAAAAGAGGAAAGGACCUGACAGCCAGUGGCUUGCAACAUUACCACUGAGGCUUCCUGCUCUAAAUUCAGAGAAUAAUUUCAUCAUGGAAAAGCUCCAGUAUCCUCCUCUGAACCUGGGUGACCCAGAGAGCGGCUACCUGACGGAGGCCAACCUGCUGUCCAUCUCCCUCCAGAUAGGACAAGACUGGCGUGUUAUUGGCAUCAAUCUUGACUUAAGCUACCAGGAGCUGGACCGCAUCCAGUACAAGUACAGGGACAACCUGGGAGCCUUAGUGCUGGACAUGCUGUUCCUCUGGGCCCGGGGACAGAGGAGUGCAGGACCGGGAGCGGUGUCGAGGCUGGUGACCGCCAUGAUGGAGAGCGGCAGGAGAGACCUGGCCGAAGAGAUUGAGGACAUUGUCUGUAUAGGAAGGAGGAAGUACUCUGAGUCACUGAGGAGAGUGGGCCUGGAAGAACCCCGUAACACAGGAGUAGAUGAACCUACGCUGGGUGCAGAUGGCUGAUUUACACUUGAGUAACCUGUUUGUUUACAAUGUGUCCCCGUCAUCUCAUCCUGCUGUCCAAACAACUGUUCUGGUGUAGAAAAGAAUCUCUCUUAACACCAUCAUGAGAGCCAGUUAACAGCUGGUGGCUGGACAUAUAUAAUGGAUGGACUGCGUAAAGAUGAUGGCCUGAGGCCAUGUUUUUCUUUCUCCACUUUUUAAAAACGGUCUCAGUUUUCAACACUAUGGAAACCCAUUCCUGUCGGGAAAAGAUAAACAUUUGUGAUAAGUUAUAUAAGAUGAAACAUGUAAAUACUCAUGGUAAAUCAAAAUGAUGAAGUCACAAGUCAUAGUUGUGCUUUGUGUGUCAUCAUUUUGACUUAAUACCUCAUAUUUGUGACUUAACAUCUCAACAUUUUGGCUAAUAAGUCUGAAUUUGGCGUUAUUAAGUAUUAAUUGACUUUAAUAUAAUUUUGACUCAGUAUCCCAUUAUUUUUGACUUACCACGAGUAUUUUUAAUCCAUUUUUAUAUUUAUUUUUUGAUUUCUUAGCAGAAAUUUGGCAAUCACAAUAAGCUGUUUUGCACAGAGUUAAGAGGCAGAGCAAACACUGGGAGCUGCUGGACUACGGAGGCCUGGACUACUUACUGCAAGUGCAACAGGAGGCCAUGUUUAUGGUUGAUUAAAUAUCUUCCUUGUGUGCCUUUGGUCACCUAGAAACCAGUUGAGCUGCAGCACAUAUCAAUGACAUUUAAUUUAUUUUAAAUGCAAGUAUGAAUUUCCACUAUUUUCAUCUCCAGUAAAACUGUUAAGUAAAGGAAUGUGUCAGCUGUUUUUUUCCCGAAGUUGAAGCUGAGAGUCCU
Messenger RNA from Anarrhichthys ocellatus (wolf-eel), 4042 nucleotides. It is a transcript of the gene pidd1, whose product is annotated as p53-induced death domain protein 1. Gene Ontology annotation, biological process: apoptotic process; DNA damage response; signal transduction. The transcript has 15 exons. Gene Ontology annotation, cellular component: cytoplasm. The record is from RefSeq and is a predicted model, not a curated record. Gene Ontology annotation, molecular function: protein binding. Bases 199 to 3201 code for a protein of 1000 amino acids. Lineage: Eukaryota; Metazoa; Chordata; Actinopteri; Perciformes; Anarhichadidae.